CUGAUGUGAUGUGACAAAUUACUUGCAUUUUUGCAUUUGUUUUCUAAUAUUUUUUGACAACCAAAAAACAAAGCUUAAAAUUAAAAGUGAACUUUUCCUUUGUGAAAAAUAAUUGCAGCUAUAAAUAGUCGGAGUUUAUUUUCGUCCUGUUUUUAAAAAUCGAGAUAAAGAAAGAUAAAUUGAAGGCGAAAGAAUGCAGCAUACGAAAACCAGCCAGCAGUGAUUGGCAGUUUUGUCGAAGACAACAAACAUUUUUCGGACAAUCAAAAAUUGAUUACAAUGAAGGUAACAGUGACCACCCUCACCGAUUUUAUUUUCGUCUUGGACGUCUCGGAAGACUUGGAACUGGAAAACUUCAAAGCGUUUUGUGAAAUCGAAACCGGGUUUCCAGCCUCGGAAAUUGCGAUCGCAUUCAACGGCAUGCCUUUGAUGGACAAUAGAAAGUCUCUUAAGGCUCUGGGCGUUCGGGACGGAGACGCCGUUAUCCUGCAACACAUGCUAUCCACAUCUCAGACAAAUGUUGAACAAAAUACUUCAAAUUCCUCAGUUUCCAGCUUUGACUUCAGCAAUAUCCAAGUUCCUGGUAAUCCUAAUAAUACUGCAAGAGGUAAUAGAAACAACACAGAAGACGACCCUGUUCUUAUAAGGGGCAUGUUUAUGGCCAACCCCGAUCAGUUGGCGUUACUGAAGCAAAAUAAUCCCCGUUUGGCGGAUGCUUUGCUUAGUGGCGAUAUUGACAGAUUCGCAUCGGUGCUAAGAGAACAAGUUUCGGCACGACAAGAACGAGAACAACAAAGACUGAGAAUGAUGAAUUCUGAUCCGUUCGACACUGAAGCACAAAGACUCAUUUCCGAAGAAAUAAGACAAAAAAAUAUCGAAGCCAACAUGGAGGCGGCCAUGGAAUACAAUCCGGAAUCUUUCGGAACUGUCGUUAUGCUUUACAUUAAUUGUAGAGUGAAUGGGUAUCCUGUAAAGGCAUUUAUUGAUUCAGGUGCUCAAACUACUAUAAUGUCAAGUAGAUGCGCUGAAAGGUGUAACAUAAUGCGAUUAGUUGACACCAGAUGGGCAGGCAUUGCAAAAGGAGUGGGCGUACAAAAAAUUAUUGGAAGAAUCCACAUGGUACAAAUACAAAUCGAAAAUGUUUAUUUGACCACCAGUUUUUCCGUUUUGGAAGAACAACCCAUGGACAUGUUGUUAGGAUUAGAUAUGUUGAAGCGGCAUCAAUGUUGUAUAGAUUUGCACGCAAACGUACUUCGUAUUGGCACCACGGGCACAGAAACUUCGUUUUUGUCCGAGAGUGACUUGCCGGAAUGCGCCAGACUGACUACUGGAUCGGAUGAGGAUGUUAUUGAGAAAUCGAGAAAGGAAGCUGAAUACAAAGACUUGCAGGAUGCUUUACAUAAUAGCCGACAGGGACAAGAAAAAAGAAGAAACUCGGGAAAUUCUCCUUCUUGCAGCAACCAUAACAAGCCCAAUAAGCAAAAGCGAAUGCAAAAAUUUAGUACAAAUUAAACGUAUUUUAUUUAAAUUUUAAAUAAAGUGCUUUUGUUCCACUGUUAUUUUUUUGUUUGUUUUUUUUUUUAGCAGCUAGUAGUUCAAGUAGCACACCAAACAAUACUCUCUCCACAAACGACAGAUUCACAGAAAAAGACGUAAACGAACUCAUCGCUUUAGGAUUCACUCAGGAUCAGGUUUUAUUCGAGCUUCGCAAAUUUAACGGAGAUAAGACUCAAGCGAUUGCCGCACUUUUUGCUAAAUCGCUUACUUUUUAGGCUAAUUUUUCUAAAAUUAUAUACAAAAACGUUUUCAUUUAAUUUAAGAAGCUAGUUUCAAUAGGGCAACACUCAGGAACAUAUUUAUAUGCCCCGUAGAAAUUUGAAAAUCCAAAACUGAGUAAAAUAAGCCCAAAACACUAUUAUGUAUAACUUAUUGAAUUGGAUUUUUUUUUAGGUAUAUGUAUAAUUAUAUUUUCACUUUUAUUGGUUGGGUAUUUGUAACAAUAAAAAGAUAUUGUUUUGAGAUUGUUUU
Molecule: messenger RNA, 2028 nt
Organism: Ceutorhynchus assimilis (cabbage seed weevil)
Lineage: Eukaryota; Metazoa; Arthropoda; Insecta; Coleoptera; Curculionidae
Source: the annotation of a GenBank genome assembly